UUAUUGAUACUUUCUGUUUCCCAAGAUCCACCCACCACUCCUCCUCUCUCUCUCUUCAUCUUCCUCAUCUGCGCAAGAAUCUAAACUAAAUCUCAUCCUCUAAUGUCCGGAAACAGCAAGAUGAUUGUAAUGUGUUGUCGACUGUGAAAUCUUUAUCUGACCAAAUCGUCAUGGGGAAGAAGAGCAGUUCUUCUUCUUCUUCCUGGCUCACCGCCGUUAAACGAGCUUUCCGAUCUCCGACCAAGAAAGAACAAAACAACAACAAUGCUCACGUUAAUGAAGCCGAGGAAGAAGAAGACAAGAAGAAAGAGAAAAGACGGUGGUUAUUCAGAAAAUCGACGAAUCACGACUCUCCGGCGAAGGCCUCCGUCGUCGGAAAAGACGGCUCUGCACCGACACCUACCAAAACGGCGGUGACAAACACAACUGCUUCAUCCUCUGUUUCAGAAAAGAGAUUCGCCGUAUCUAAACCGCCCGCCACCGUCUCCGCCGCAUCGGAAACUCACCCUCCGACGACGGAGUUACCAAUUCUCGCAAGACGGACUUAUACCGCAAGAGAAAACAACGCAGCUAUUGUCAUCCAAACAGGUUUCAGAGGUUAUCUGGCAAGAAGAGCAUUAAGAGCAUUGAAAGGGUUAGUGAAGUUACAAGCACUAGUGAGAGGUCACAAUGUGAGGAAGCAAGCAAAGAUGACACUAAGGUGUAUGCAAGCUCUGGUUCGAGUCCAGUCACGUGUUCUUGACCAACGUAAACGCUUGUCUCACGACGGUAGUCGCAAAUCUGCUUUCAGUGACACUCACAGUGUCCUUGAAUCUCGUUAUCUUCAAGACAUUUCAGACAGAAGAUCCAUGUCAAGAGAAGGAAGCAGCAUCGCGGAAGAUUGGGAUGAGCGACCACACACGAUUGAAGAAGUGAAAGCAAUGUUGCAACAAAGACGAGACACUGCGUUGAGACGAGAGAGUAACAAUAACAGUUUAUCACAAGCUUUCUCUCAUCAGAUUCGGAGAACGAGAGGUAGUCAAUCUAUGGGAGACGAGGAAGAAGAGGAAGAGAGACCGAAAUGGUUAGACCGAUGGAUGUCUUCUAAACCGUGGGAUAAACGAGCUUCAACGGAUCAAAGAGCACCGGUUUACAAAACCGUGGAAAUCGAUACUUCUCAACCGUAUUUAACCCGCGGUUAUUCAAGAACCGGAGCGAGUCCAAGCCGUAGUAGCCAAAGGCCUAAUUCACCCUCAAGAACCAGCCAUCAUUACAACCAACAACAACAACAAACACACAAUUUCUCAUCAGCUACACCGUCUCCGGCUAAAUCAAGACCGAUACAAAUCCGGUCCGCAAGUCCACGGAUUCAAAGAGACGACCGGUCAGCUUACAACUACACAUCGAACACACCUAGCUUGAGGUCUAACUAUAGUUUCACCGCAAGAAGCGGUUAUAGCGUUUGUACCGCUACUACGACCACGACUUCAAACGCUGCAUUGCCGAAUUACAUGGCGAUCACGGAAUCAGCAAAGGCUAGAAUCCGGUCUCAAAGCGCACCGAGGCAACGGCCUUCAACGCCUGAGAAAGACCGUACUGGGUCAGCUAGAAAACGGCUCUCGUUUCCGGUUCCACCGCAGCCGCCAGUGGAGGUUGGAGGAGGGUAUUAUGGUAAUAGUAACAGCCAGAGUUUAAGGAGUCCAAGUUUCAAGAGUAUAGGAGGUUCACAAUUGGGUGCAUUGGAGCAACAAUCAAAUUACUCUUCUUGUUGUACCGAGUCUCUUGGUGGUGGAGGAGAGAUCUCACCUGCUUCUACUAGUGAUUAUAGGCGAUGGUUAAGAUGAUUCAAAAAAAAUCAACGGUCAUGAAUUUUACUUACUCAUUUUCAAAUAGUUCUUUUCCUAUAUAUAAUAUAAAUAAUAUUUUGACUAAAAAAAGAACGAUGACUUUUGUAGUUUGUGUUGAUGAGCUUUAAGAUUGGUGUAUCAUGUGUUUUUUAGUGUGGGUGUGUUUCUUUUUUUUGUAGCUUUAAAAUGAAGAUUGGAAAUGUAAUCAUGUAACUAAUUAAUCUCUAUAUAAAUAUGUUGGGUUUC
This is a messenger RNA of Eutrema salsugineum, 2072 nucleotides long. RefSeq names its product protein IQ-DOMAIN 1. Gene Ontology annotation, molecular function: protein binding. Bases 171 to 1823 code for a protein of 550 amino acids. The transcript has 5 exons. The record is from RefSeq and is a predicted model, not a curated record. NCBI's taxonomy places the organism in Eukaryota, Viridiplantae, Streptophyta, Magnoliopsida, Brassicales, Brassicaceae.